GUUUUUGUUUUUUCUAUUAUGAUAAUACUUUCCUUCUUACCAUGUAAGUAUGAGCUCUUACAUUCCUGCCAAUAGCAGUGUUACAUGUGUACAUAAUUUUUUUUUUUUUUUGGGUGUGUUUUUGAUGAAUUAUUUUUACAUAUAUGACAAAAUGUUAUAUAUGUAUUCUAAAAAUUACCACUAAACCAAAUGUUAUAUAUGUAUUCUAAAAAUUACCACUAAACCAAUAGCUAGCUAAAAAAUUACCACAUAGUAAAACAUAAGAUUCUUUUUUGCAAGUUUGUAUUAAUGCUGUACAUAUUUUUUUUUGGUGAAAGAAAGAAAGUUUAGGGGGAAAAGUGGAAAUGGAAGCAAUCGUGCCCGCGAAGCUCUGUUUGAAACACGAGUAUAUAAAACUAUAUCGUCCCGCCAGUCCAAUCCGGUCCUGCGCCAAUAACAGACUUGCUUCAGAUAUCAUCUGCCCUCCCUCACGCCCAAACCCUAGAAGUUGCAGAGCCAAACACAUACACAGUGAGAGAGAGAGAGAGAGAGCGAGCGAUUGGGAUGCUGUUAAUCUUCUACAUUGCACUCUCGUAGCGACGGAGCCAACUUCCAGUGAGGGAUUGCUGAAGAGGGGAAUUGGAAUUGGAAUCGGAAUCGCGAAAUCGGCAUUGCAAUGCCCAAAGUCCAGAUCGGAAGCCAAAGACAGGAUUUCUCAGAUUGAAUAUGUGUUCUGCAGCCAGCUCUACCCCUAUUUCCAAUCCAAGUCUAAAAGCUUUCAGAAAUUUGAAGAUGAAUGGAAAGACAAGGAAAAUGAUCUCUUUCGUCAAAUUGAUACACUUCGAGCUGAAAAGCAACAAACCCUUGAAGAGAACCGCUCACUCAAGCUUGACAAGGAAAAUCCAUCCAAGAAUCAAGAAGCGAAGAUGAAUCAACUACUUGCUGAACUGAAAAGUGUACAACUCAAAGGCAAUGAGCUUGAACAAAUGCUUAAGCAGAAGUCUAUGGAGGUCGAUGAGGGAAUGGAAUUGCAGAGUAAGUUGCUCGUAGUGAUUCAGUCGAAAGAUUCUGUCAUUGUGGAUAAGGAAAAACAACUGAAAGAGAAUGAAGAAGGUAGAAAUGUGCUUCUUGCCAAACUGAGUGAUCUUGAAAAAAGAGUUGAUGAACUCCAAGAGGAGCUCGGAGAAAAGAUUGACCUAGUAACCAAGGGAAAUGAGCUUAAAGAAAAUUUAUUCCGGAAGAUUGAGUAUCAGGAUGCCGAGAUAAUGAAUAAAGAAAAGCUUUUGGACGAUCAGGAAGAAGAGAAAAAACUUAUUCUGGCCAAAUUAAAACUUUUGGAAGAAAAUGUUGGUCAACUCCAAAAGGAUCUCCUAACAAAGAACGACGAAGUGGAGGGUUGUGUGAAGGAGAAAAAACUGCUUCUGGUCAAAGUAACUGGUUUAGAGGAGAAAGUUAAUGAGCUACAGGAGGAUCUCAGGGAUAGGGUCAGCGAACUGACCAAAAGAAGGGAUUCGGGGGAAAAGUUACAUAAACAGAUUGAAUCAAUGAACUUGAAUUUACUGGCUGAGAGGAAGAAGUACACGGAUCUUACUGUUGCUUACAGAAGGCUGAAAUCUCAGCACAAUUAUCUCCGCACAAAGCAUGGUCUUACUAGGGAGAAUAUGCUCCCCCAAAACAAGUUGGAAGAUGGAAGUGAUUCAUUGAGAAAUGAUCACAAUCCAUCAACUUCUCAUGGUUUUGUAGACAAAAAUCAGCAUGCUUCUGCAGCAGCUGGUUACGUGAAAAAAGUGAAGAAUGAAAUCAGUUGUAACAAUAACUUGGAGGAUGAGAAAGGAGGCAAGCUAAUUCAAGAAACUAGUCCUCACUCUCCUACUUCCAUCUUCCCCGUUGCACCAAAAUGCCCUCCCACUGCAAAAUCUGCCCCAGUAGCUGGGAGAAAAAGGCCUGCUGCCUGCUGGAUAGAUACUAGGUCCCGUCAAGGCCAAGGUGGGCCUGACCCGCAUGAUGAUUUUCUCGAUACCCCACUUGAGAACAUCAGAGGAAACUUGAAUAAAGCCACAAUGGAACAAGUUCCUGAUCUUCCAGUUCCAGUUCCAAAUGACAUGAACCUAGAUAGCUCAGAUGAUGAAACACAGGAUGUGAAUGCUGUAAUUAGGCCACAGAAGCAGCAGAUUCCAGUUCCAGUGGCCGGCAAAAAUGGUUUCAAGUUUGUGGAACCUGUAAGAAAGAAAGCUGAGCGGGAAAAUUUGAAAGGAGUUGAAUGCAAGCAGUGCAAAAAGUUCUAUGAUGCUGUUCUUCCCAAUGAUGGCGGUGGUAAGGACAUUGAUAAAAAUAAGCAUAAUUUCCGCUGUGAGCACCAUGAAGGUGUUUCUCGACAUCGGUAUAGGUAUGCUCCUCCUCUGACUCCAGAAGGAUUUUGGAAUAUUGGAUUUGAAUCUGAAAUGUGAUAUUGAGAAAUUCGUUAUUCAUUGAUUUUAAUUUUAAUUUUUCAGAGAGCAAUAACUUGUAUUGAUAUUUAAUUUCAUAUUUCCAACUCUGUGGGUCUUAAGAGGACUCAAACAGGGAGUAUUACCAAAAAGGUAGAAUAGGAGCCAUGCCAGAAAGGAUAGUUCUUGUAUUUGUCAAAUGACUCUGUUUCCCAAACAUUUGUCUAUUCUAGAAAGAAUAGUUUCAUAGUUUUACAUACUCAUGUAUAUCCCAUAUUACAGGACACAGUAUUAGAGUUUUAAAUUCUGA
Molecule: messenger RNA, 2715 nt
Organism: Prunus persica (peach)
Lineage: Eukaryota; Viridiplantae; Streptophyta; Magnoliopsida; Rosales; Rosaceae
Product: protein gamma response 1
Exons: 4
Coding region: 345-2426 (693 amino acids)
Biological process (GO): DNA double-strand break processing involved in repair via single-strand annealing; double-strand break repair via homologous recombination
Cellular component (GO): site of double-strand break
Molecular function (GO): single-stranded DNA binding; damaged DNA binding; Y-form DNA binding
Source: RefSeq, a predicted model, not a curated record